Molecule: messenger RNA, 540 nt
Organism: Knipowitschia caucasica
Lineage: Eukaryota; Metazoa; Chordata; Actinopteri; Gobiiformes; Gobiidae
Source: the annotation of a GenBank genome assembly
AUGGACCACAUCACUAUGGACCACAUCACUAUGGACCACAUUACUAUGGACCACAUUACUAUGGACCACAUCACUAUGGACCACAUCACUAUGGACCGCAUCACUAUGGACCACAUCACUAUGGGCCGCAUCACUAUGGACCACAUUACUAUGGACCACAUUACUAUGGACCGCAUCACUAUGGACCGCAUCACUAUGGGCCGCAUCACUAUGGACCACUAUGGACCACAUCACUAUGGACCACAAUGGACCACAUUACUAUGGACCACAUCACUAUGGACCGCAUCACUAUGGACCGCAUCACUAUGGGCCGAAUCACUAUGGACCACAUCACUAUGGACCACUAUGGACCACAUUACUAUUGACCACAUCACUAUGGACCACAUCACUAUGGACCACAUCACUAUGGACCACAUCACAAUGGACCACAUCACUAUGGACCGCAUCACUAUGGGCCGAAUCACUAUGGACCACAUCACUAUGGACCACUAUGGACCACAUUACUAUGGACCACAUCACUAUGGACCACAUUACUAUUGA